This is a messenger RNA of Dothidotthia symphoricarpi CBS 119687, 1623 nucleotides long. RefSeq lists its product as uncharacterized. The record is from RefSeq and is a predicted model, not a curated record. The transcript has 3 exons. Lineage: Eukaryota; Fungi; Ascomycota; Dothideomycetes; Pleosporales; Dothidotthiaceae. The coding region runs from base 150 to 1574 and encodes 474 amino acids.
AUGCAUGUAUGCGUUGUCUUUCACCGCUCCGUUGUGUUUAAAAGUGGGUAUCGCGUUGCCAGAGAGAUCUAGCGCCCUGCACGUCCCACCAACACCCAACCUCUCCACACUCGUCACGCGGCCGACUAACUACUGGACGGACGGACAGCAUGACUACGGUUCCGACGGUCCUUCACGGUGCACGAGUCUUUGUCGGCCCAGGCGACCGGCUCUUUGGGUUUGAUAGGAUAUGGGUGCUGAUCCAUCGGGGUGCUCAAUAUGUCUAUGGAAGGCAUGGCAAUGACAAACGAGACGAAGAGUUGCUGGCGCACGUUCUUGAUUACCCCGACAAAGACGCUGCAUAUUCUGAAGCCCACGGUAUUCUGGAAGGAAGAUCCGAGUCUUAUUAUGAUCGGCCCGCGCCAGUCCUUCGCGGCCGCGAUGCAGCUCUGAAGGGCGAUUCUCCUCCUGUGUGGACCAUUGAUUUUGAUCAGGACCGCGUCUUCUUUGACCAGGAUGGCCGACACCUUACGUACCAGUUCAUAUACCAUGAAAUCCGCCCAUCACGACUGCUACGACUGUUCCAGCCAUACACCCCAAUGCAGCUUCCCAUCAUGCGAACCCAAACAGCCUCUUCCUUGGCUGCAGCGCCGCGCAACGUGAUCCCACAGCAGCUCUUCGACUUAACAUACCGCAUGGCCACAGACUAUGAGCGCAACUGGCGUGAAGCGAACUAUACAAUCGAGCGUUGCGGUCUGCAGCAAAUCGCAAUGGGGCUGCUCAGCUGCUUCACACUGAACUUCACAACCAUGAGGAUCGUGCCACUGAACAUCCAUCUGCACCCGUACCUUGGCCAGGCUGAACCGCGCAAUCUCCUCCGCUGGCGGACCUGGCCCAGCCCGCAGGUCGUUCCCACCGUAAGCCUAGGCGCAACGCAGAUCCUCUUCACAGAGCGCAUGGAUCAAGCCGCGUCACUCGUCCACGAGCACUUCACCAGCGCGGCCACAACUGACCCUCGCAACCAUGAUAGUUACGACUAUGAUAGUGACAUGUCGUACUACGACUACGAUGGUAAUUAUAUUAGUUCUAGCGCCCAUCACAAUGCUCCCAAAGUACGCAAAAUUCACUACAUCGUAACAUCCAUCCGUGAGAUACAAUAUUUCUGCAAGACCUUAGACACCAUCUCAUGCACACCCGUCAUCCCCUUCUUCGACGGCACUACACCCCCAUCAGAGACCGGCGUGCGAUGGCUUCUCAACGCCAUACACGCACACGCAUAUCCCCUGCGCACACACUUCGACACCCUAAGCGUCCCUCUCGAACUGCAGGAAAUGAUCCUAGACUACGCGUCCGACACCCUGUUUGAUCGCGCAGUCUACGCAAGUGUCCUCAACAUUGGGAUUCCGUUUGCCUGGAAAGAAGGCGCGUUCCUGUUGAAAUGUAGUAAAAUGGGGCAUGGCAGGAAGCUGGAUGUUACCAAAGCGGAGUACCACAUUUGGUUUUGGGGUGACUACGUGGGAUUGACAUAUCAGGCUGACGGCGGUGGACCGUACCGCAUAGUCGAGCGCAGUAAACUUAAAAUUUGGAUUUAUUGAACCCAGCAUCAUCCAUACUUAUUUCUACACAGAACAGGACAUGUCAAUU